CACGGUCAUCAUGGCGGCCUUGUCAAGCGAGGUGAUCGCGCAAAGUUUUUCAAUUACUAGCAAGCGCCGUUGUAAGGAAAAGUGAUGUCUGUUGUUGCUCAUGUUACUGAUGCAGGUGAGCCACCUGAAGCCUGUAAAGUUGAAAAUGUGAAAGACUGUUCAAUUCUUUCUCAAAACACUACAUCUGAUCCAGAAAAUGAAGAGGCGAUAUUAAUAGAGGAGGCAACAAGUAGUGUAGUCGAGAACAAUGAUGUCACACAGAAGAUUAAAGUUCUCACGGAACAUCAGAUUUCUAUGGAUUUUGAGCACGAUGUUACUCGAAAUGAAUAUGAUGAAGAUAAAACAUGUGAUAAAAACUUGUUAAACUCAAAAUUGAGUGUUCAGAAAGAGGGCUCUAAUUAUGUUUGCGAGCUUAAUAGCAGGAGCACUCAAGAACAAACGUCUCAAGAUCAGGAAGAAGUGGACGAGAUUCGCGAGAACUAUUUUAAUCAAGAAGAAAAGGAAGGUGUUAAUGAUUCAAAACCAAAAAGUUGCGGCGAGGAAGCUGAUGACACCAUAGAAGGAAUGGAAUCAGAUGACACUCCCAGGUACCAAAUGUUUUAUUUGUCACUUAUUUACUAGUCUUGUGUACUGUAUCAAUCAGUCCUGGCUACAGAGAGCACUUUGAUUGGUUGAUAGCCAUGUCAUAUCUCAUAUCCUGUCUUGCUCUGUGUGGCAUGAAGUGAUGAGGAGGAGUGCUACUCUUCAAGUGUGGUAUGCUAUUCAAUAGCAUGUAGCUUUCCCACCACCCCCCUCCUCUUCUUGCAAUUUAUCAUGAAUCCCUGAAGGUUUUCUAAAGCCCAUCUACAGGGGUAGAUCUGGGCAUACUUGAAAGGGGGGGGGGGCUAAACUUUGAUAAAAUACCCCCUUACGAGAAGUAAUAUGUAAGAAUUCUGGAUUCAGACAAAUAAUGAAAAGAAAAAAAACCUACAGUUCCAAUGGGAGAGGGGUGAGAGGGAGAAAGACUGAACCCUUCCCCUCUCAAUCCUCCAUUGCAUUUAUGGUCUUCAAUAGAGAAAGGCUCAAAGAGAGAUGUUUUGAUCCACGGUUUAGCAUGGUGACCACCAUGUUUCUCCUAGAUUAUACCCUUCCACAACAAGAGAUAAUUGAUCACCAUGUGAUUCAGCAUAAGGUAUCCCCCCAUUUCCCCCUUUGCAUUGUCGAUGGCUAUUAAAGCAGUACCCUGGGAAAAACUUUAAUGAACAACAUUGUAUUGGGUAAGGGGCAGCUUUUAGUUGUUUUUUUUUGCACUAGAUUUGUUACUGACCAUCUGGAAAAGUUGGUAAAUGCACUUUUUCCUCAAGGUGUGUCAACAUUUUUGCAACUAGUUGUAGCUUGGCUUUACCUGAUUUUAGAAAGGAAAAAAAAUGCAUUUUUUUCUCCUUCAGGUACUUUGCAGUUCAUUAUAACUUUAAUAUUGUACCGCAACAAGUAACAGGAGCUUGGGAAGACUUCAGUUGCUCAGCUUCAAACUUUCUCAAGGGUUGCAAAUGGUAAGCAUGGUCAAGGGGAGAGGAAUUCCAUUCUAAUGGUGUGAUAUACAGACAGUGCUCCUCAACUGUUCUUGGACAUUCUAAGUCCUGUAUGGAUUUGUUGUAUGAUUUUUGAAUAAAACUCAUGUAUACUCUAAAUUAUUUAAUCUUUGAAGCAUAGUAGCUGGUCUAGCUGUCAGUCUGAAGUGCAUCUUGUUGUCCUCAGUGUUAAUGCCAGUCUAUCACAAAUUAGUAAGGGGGAUAAGUUGCUAAAGAAACUGUGGUGCUGUAUCAGUGGGAGAGAAUAACAAGGUAAUUUAAUAUUUUUAACUGAGUUGAUAAUGUAAAUUGACCACCAUAAAGAGUUUCAAAGCUGAUGUUUCAAACUUCAGCCCUUCAUCAGAGUGAAUGGAGGAACUUUUGGUUGUGUGUGUGUUUAUACUCGGAAAAUAUUAACACACACAGAACCCACAAUUCCUCCAUUCACUCUGAUGUAGGGCUGACAUUUAAAAUGUCAGCUUUGAAACUUGUUACAGUGGCCAAUGUAUGUUACCAACUCAGCUGAUAAUACUAAAUUGCCCAAUCAGAAAUUAGAUUUGUAACCCUUUAGUCUGUCAUGCAGUUUCUUUUUUAGCAAUUUGCUGAUAUCCAAUUAUACUUCCAGGUAGAGAGAGGCAUUUUGAGAUAAAAAUGUGUCAUCUAAGAACACGUUGCCGUGAUUAGGUUAGGGUUGAGUUUGAUCACCAGCUGCUAUGUGGAAAAUGAGCUUGUGCUCCUCCCCCAAAAAGAGGGUGGAAUGAAGAGUGCUCUCAAGGGAGUUGUAGAAAUUUGUUGGAACAGAACUCCAGCCUGAACCCAGUGAUCCUGAACCUACAUUUUUUUAUUAUAAUUAUUCAGCCAUUACAUAUGUCUGCCUAAUUUACUGUGGGCUUGAUUUUCAUUUUUGUGUUCUUAUCUAAGGUCUCCUGAUGGUGCAUGUUUACUGACAAACAGUGAUGACAACACCCUCAGGAUAUUUAACCUUUCCAUGGAAUUGUACAGUGGGAAUGCUGUACAAGGUUUAUCAGAAAUGGUAUCUAAUAAUCUGUUAUUUUUGUCUCUAUAUGAAUACAAGUUGUUUUCAACAAUGACACAACUGACUCUUACUUUUCCACAGCCAAAAUAUACAUACAUGUAUAUAUUUUUUAUUUAUUAUUAUGAAUACAAGUUGUUCUCAACAAUGACACAACUGACACUUACUUUUCCAUAGCCAAAAUAUACAUACAUACAUAUAUUUUUUUAUUUUCAAUGAAUAAAUCACUUUCUAGGAAAAGUAUUUUUAGUAGUGGUGGUCAAAAAAUCAUUGUGUAUUAACUGCUUUGCUCUAUACCUUUAAUAAAACUUUGGAAAUUAAUCACAAUAAUUAUUGUUUAACAAUGAAAACAUAGCCACUUGACAUUCUUGUUUUUCUUUAAGGUAUCAGUGUUACAGAUGCAGGAGGGAGAGACAGUUUAUGACUACUGUUGGUAUCCAUUUAUGUCAUCUCUUGAUCCUGACACUUGCUGGUAUGAUACUCAUCACUUGAAAGAUUCUUAGAUCCUAAAUACAUUACACCUGGAAAUCAUAACAUAAGUAUGAGUCAGAAUGAAUGAUAGGGAGCCUUGUUCCUUACAGGGAAAAAUGUCUGUGGUUAUUCUCUUAAUUAAUUUGUGUCCUUCAUAAUUGGAAUUGUCAUGAUUAUGUACCUUUCUUUGCAUGUGUGAGAGGUAAUGCUUUGUAAGGGUGGGUUGAGGUGCACAGUCAGAUUGAAAUUUUUCAUAGAUGGAUCUGAGGCCCUCAUGAGGUGUACCUCAAGAUGUAUGGUUAAUAAAAUUUAUCCACCCUAUUCAAGUGAACCAAAGGCCUAGGAUAUACCAGCUAACUUUUUUUAUUCAAAGGCAUGAGAUUUCUAUCCACAAUGUUAACAACUGAUAUUAUUAUUCUGAUAUUAUUUGUGUGUUUAUUAAUUUUACUUUUAAGUUACUAAGUUAAACACACUUUUCUAAAGAUUUCUCUCAAUUAAGGCUUUGAUAGUUCAACUAUUCUGCCGAGUCUUCAGCAAGUCAAUCAGCCAUCACAAGCUAUUUUGGGACCAAAGUUUGCAAUCUUGGGGGUCUACAAUGUCCUUCCUAAGAUAAGACAGUUGCCUUAUAAAGCCUUUAGUCUUGAUUUUAUGUAAACAUAAAACUCAGGUUUACAGCUCUGAAUAAAUUAGAUCUUGAUAAUUACGUCAUCACAGCUUCCUGAGCAGUAGCCGUGACCAUCCUCUCCACAUGUGGGAUGCUUUCACAGGAGCAAUAAGAUGCACCUACAGAACUUACAAUCACUUGGUAAAUGAUAGUUCAUGUCAAUAACUAUUUCCUCUGUUAAAUGAGGAAAGGGGGUAAUUUUCUAAAGCAACUGUGGUGCUGUGUUGGUGAGAGAGUAUAAAAGGGGAAAUUUAGUAUAAUCAACUGAGUUGAUAACAUAAAUUGGCCACCAUAAAGAGUUUGAAAGCAACAUGUAACUCUGGAAAAGUCUGCUUUGAAACUCUUUAAGGUGGCCAAUUAAUGUUAUCAACUCAGUUGAUAAUACUAAAUUACCCUAUUUGCUCUGUUAGCCUGAAAUAAUGGCUUUAUAGCUAAUUUGAAUGUAGUUUUUGACACAGUGUUGGCCAGCAUUAUCUAUUGGUAGUAAUGAAUAAAGGGGUAAGUUUCUAAAGAAUCUGUGGUGCUGCGUCGGUGGGAGUAGGAGUAUAGCAGGUAAUUUAGUGUUAACAACUGGGUUGAAAAACGUAAAUUAGCCACCGUAAAGGGUAAAAAAGCUGACGUUUCGAGUGUUAGCGUCAAUAGCUCUGACGAAGGGCUAACACUCGAAACGUCAGCUUUUUUACCCUUUACGGUGGCUAAUUUACAUUUUCAACCCAGUUGUUAACGCUAAAUUACCUGCUAUUGGUAGUAAUGAUUCACUAACACUUAACUUAACUGUUGUUUGUGAGUUUCAUUAAAUAUGAUUGAUACUUAAAAAUCUGUAGCUACUGAAAUAUUUUUUACUGUACAGAUUUCAUUGUCCCCUUGGUAAAAUUGAUAGUACUUGAACAUAGCAUUUUUUGAGAAAAAAUUGAUUUAUUAAAAUCUAUAAUUUCUUUCUCCCUUGGUAUUUCAAUUGAGACAAAUAAAAGGUUAUGUUUUUAUCAUUUAAUUUUUUUCUGCUAGGAUGAGGUGGUUUCAGCAAAUUGUGUGUCAUUCAACCUGGAUGGCAGUCAAAUCUAUUGCGGCUUCAACAAGAUGGUCAGAGUUUUUGAUACAACAAGACCUGGGAGAGACUUUCAGGAAAGACAAACCACAGGUCUGUACUGUGUAUUGUAUUUUAGUCACUGUCAGUGACAACUUUAUUUAGCAAUGUAUAGUGUAAUAUAACCCUAUUGAUACUAAGAUUCUUGAUAGAGGAAAAAGUGGUUGUAUCAUUUUAGUGAAGUUCUGCAAUUAUGUGAAGCCUUCAAGAGCUUUUUAGGGAGCACUUUGGUUUAGGGUCUAUUUGUUAUUAAACUCUUGCUCAUGGUGAGUUGAAAGACUUCUAUUGAAAAGCAUUUUGGAGCUCAGAUUCUCUGCUGAAGGCUACUGACACCUUUAGAUCAGAUUGUCCAUACUGAAAAUGCAUAAAUAUAAUGUCAUUUUUUGCAGUUAAAAAGGAAGGUCAGGGUGGAAUCAUCUCUUGUAUUGCAUUCAGUCCUGACAGUUCUGGAAUGUAUGCUUUGGGAUCUUACUCAAAAUCAGGUACCAUGAUUCUAUGGAAAUAUGAAAUUACAGGCUGGAAUGAUGUCUGAGUGAGGAAACUUACCUUCAAGUGUUCCCAGGCAUGGUCCUAUAAUUAUUUUCAUUUGAAAUUAUUAAAAGUUUUUUCCUUGUUUGCCAGUUGGUGUUUACUCUGAUACAGAUGGUGAACUUAUUUUCCUACUCCAAGGACAGCAGGGUGGAAUCACCCAUGUUAUGUUCUCUCCUGAUGGGACAAAGAUCUACAGUGGUGGCAGGAAGGUACUGAUUAGUUUACCCUUAAACAUUAACUUAUUGUCCAUUUUUCACAUGCACACCCAAUAAAAUAGCAUAAUUAGAAAUGUAAACAUGUCCUAUUUCUUCCAUGCACCUGUUUAUUUCCACAGGACAAUGAAAUUCUUUGUUGGGAUGUAAGAAAUCCUGGAAAAGUUCUGUACUCCAUGAUACGCUCAGUGGAUACAAAUCAGAGAGUUUAUUUUGACAUUGACAGGUACCAUCGUAAUAAUAAUCUUGACAAAGUGUAAGAAUAUCUUGCUUCUUGUUUCCUAGAUCUUGCUCAGUUUUUUUUUCCCACCUGUAGUGAAUGCACUGGUAAAUUUCCAGACAGUUACUCAUACCAUACAAUUUAUUCGAAACCAGUGGUUUCUGAAACAUGAUUAACAUAAAUUACACUACAACCAACUACUGCAAUAAUAAUACAAUAAUUACGAUUACAAAGUGAAACAUCAAACAGCAAAGACAAAGCAAAACAUACCUGAUGGUUUGAUGAAGAGAGUACACGAAAUGCCAUAAAGAAACAAUGAAAGGACAGCAAACUGAAUAACAUACUGUUCUUUUUCAUGCCAAAAUUUAAACAUAUACAUAUGGGUUUGGAGACUGAAGCCUAGUUGGCAGGUAAAACACUGCCCCUGAAUUUGUUGUACCACCCUUUCAAAGCAAAACAUCCUCACUAAGACAUAAACAGACUUCAGCAACACCCACAAAUGAGAUCAGAGAGGCUGAUGAUGAAAGUGUUUGUGAUCUGCACAUUGUGCUUCCUGCCCUUCGGGUUGUAUUUAAGGGUGUUGUGCAUGUAUAGUCAGGUUACUGAGCUUGUUUCAAAAUGGCACCUUACAUGGCUCAAUUAUUACCACAUUUAAAGACAAUUCUUGAAAGGUUAAGGUACUCAACUUUGGAAUACCAAUAUUGGAUGAAAAGACUUGUUUCUUUGGAUAUGUGAUAAUGGCAGAGACAACAAAUUUAGUGUUUCUGCAGCAUAUCUCUUGUUUAACAUUUUUUCCUGCGGUUUCCUUACCUGUCUCCUGACCCCAUCCCUCCCCCCACCAAACUUGUUCUUCUCAUUCUUCUAAACCUUGUUUGAAAUUUUUUUGAUACAGAUCUGGGCAAUACAUAAUUUCUGGAAAUGGUGAUGGUAUUGUCACUGUCUGGGAUUCAACUCUUUCACCAGUUGAUGAUAGCUCAACAACAGAAGCUAUAUUACAACCUGUCAUGACAUUUGUUGGACAUGGAGACUUGAUAAAUGGGGCCUGGUAUCUAUUGAUUUUAAAUACUUCCAAAUUGAUAAUCAUUACAGACAUGAUCCUUUGUACCAACUGUAGAUAUCAUAGGAUAAAUUGAUACAAAUUUUGGCAGGUUUCUUUUUUCCAAUUUCAUUGCAUUUUUAAGGCCAAAAAAAGGUGGUGAUAUUAAAUAAAUGAAACUUUGGAAAGAGUGCAAAUAGAGGAUGCUUUUUAAAGUUUUUUUUAAUUGAAAUAGUGGUUUUAAUUUUCAGUAAUUAUUUCUGUUAGAGGUUUACUUUGAUCUAUCAAUUGAAAUUGUUUUCCUUUUUAACAGUUUCCAUCCUAGUCUCCCUCUUCUGGCCACAACCUCAGGACAACGUCACUUUGAAGAGCCUGGGAAUGACAGUGAUGAUGAAAAUGCAAUAGACCAAGAAACAAAGAUUCAAGGUGAUAACUCACUGCGAAUCUGGGCAGCUGGUGAACAAGAAGUGACUGUUGAAGUGGGUUAACAAAUUAAUAGAGUACCAUGGGUAAUGUCAGUAAAUAAUGUCUCUUUUCACGGGAGCAUACACAGUAUGGUAUGAUAUGGAUAUGGAUGUACAAGGAGUGCUUUAAGGUGACAAUGGACGAAUGGAAGGAAAAAGAUAGGGAAAUAAUGAUGAGUAGUACAAAUUUGUGACUAAAGGGACUAACAUGUCUCAUGGUGGAUCUCAAGUUGACUUAACCAAACAUGAAAGCUUACUAAAACAGAUGGCUUCACAGCAUUGUCUAGUGAAAACUUUGACAAAAGAAAUGUUAGGCUGAGUGAGGAAAUUACCAAGAACCUUCCUUGCAUCAAACAUUUCCCCAAGGACUAAAGAAAUAAAAUUUUGUUUCUGUAUUAUCAAGGACAUCAGGUGGUGUAGUAUAGGUUCGUGAUUAUAUACUGUUAUUGUUAUUUUAAUAAAUACUCAAAC
Pocillopora meandrina is the source of this 7736-nucleotide messenger RNA. The record is from the annotation of a GenBank genome assembly. NCBI's taxonomy places the organism in Eukaryota, Metazoa, Cnidaria, Anthozoa, Scleractinia, Pocilloporidae.